Molecule: messenger RNA, 2021 nt
Organism: Acipenser ruthenus (sterlet)
Lineage: Eukaryota; Metazoa; Chordata; Actinopteri; Acipenseriformes; Acipenseridae
Product: paraneoplastic antigen Ma1 homolog
Exons: 2
Coding region: 105-1337 (410 amino acids)
Molecular function (GO): nucleic acid binding; zinc ion binding
Source: RefSeq, a predicted model, not a curated record
UUCAAGCUGCAUUGUUACACAAAAACCCAGGCCGCCGAGACCUCUACAACACCAGAGAGGACAGCGGUGACAAAGAUCUGGUUGAGGUGGACCUGACCGAGACCAUGGAUACAGAUAGUGAUAGUCCACCUUUGACGUUGCAGCAAGUACUUUUAAUGCCUGACCCCCAAACUCCAACUCCAGAUUUCAAAAAGAAGCUGCAAAUGUUUUUGGAGACUGAAGGAAAGACACUGAACGAUCUGCAAGAAGUAGCUGGAGUUCAAGCAGCCUCCUCAACGAGCGCUACAGAUGACUUACUAUCUACUAUUGGGAAAGCACUUGAAAAAGCUCUGAAGCCAUCUUCAGAAGGCACUUCCUACAAACGGCUUAGAGUGUUCUCUGGCGUCAAGCCCACCCCUAGCCAGGAGGAUGACUAUGACACCUGGAUGGACCAAGCAGCACAUAUGAUCCAAGAAUGGCAGUGUGGAGAAGGAGAAAAGCGGAAAAGGCUAGUGGAAAGUCUGAGAGGCCCUGCUCUUGAUGUUGUCAGACCUCUGCGUGUGGCAAACCCGGAUGCGUCGGCUCAAGAAUACCUCAGUACACUUGAGCACAUGUUUGGAAGCACAGAGAGCGGAGAGGACUUAUAUUUACGAUUUCGCACUACCAUGCAGAAGCAGGGAGAAAAGCUGUCUAUAUUCUUGGCCCGGUUGGAGAAGUUGUUACAGAAAGUAUAUGUGAAGGGAGGCAUAGAAGCCAGUGCAUUAGGAAAAGCACGCUUAAAUCAGCUACUUAAAGGAGCCAUAUACUCUGACAUGUGCCUAGUUAAACUCCGGCUUAAAGAACGGCAGAAAAAUCCUCCCACUUUUUCUGUUCUGAUAAAAGAGAUCAGAGAGGAAGAGGAGAGAGAGAGCCUCAAGCAAAACCCCCCCACAGCGCCCAUUAGAGUGCAUCAUGCUAACACACCUGAUGUCACACCAGCCCCUAAUGCAGAAAUGGAUAGCCUAAAAGAGCAGCUACAGGAGAUUAGGAAACAAAUAUCAUCCUUGACUGUGCAGCAGCAGCAUCACUAUCAGGAUGCCCGGCCACGCCAAGAUGUCCGCGCAAGGGGUCAUCAGCCAUUCUACAAGAGGGAGAAUUCAGCUGAAGGAACUGGACAAGAUGGAACAACUCUCCACUCUGCUGGAAGGCAGCCAUUUCCAACUACUAUCAGAGCUCCAUUCAGAUCCUUUUGCUACCGUUGUGGAUUGGAUGGUCAUAGGAUAAAAGAGUGUGUCAACACUGGAAAUGCUACUUUGGUUGCUGAACGUCUUGAAGCCAUGUAUGGGAAUCAGUUGGGAAACUACGAUGGGACCCAGUAAAGGAGUGCCCUGGGCCCCUAUCGUCAAAAGCGCACUCCGAUUCACAGGAGCUAUUUAGCCUGGAAAGUAACACUGUGGGAAAUACACCAACAAAUCCAUGGCCUGCUGGUCUGUGUGGCCCUAAGACAGAAGUAACUGUGCGAAUAGAAGGUCGCCCAUGCUGUGCCAUUCUUGACACUGGAUCACAGGUUACGAUAAUCUUUGAGCAUUACUACAGGGAGCACCUCAGUCACCUACCAUUGCACCCACUUACUGGUCUUGCUAUCUGGGGCCUUGGGGAGGGACAGUAUCCAUAUCUGGGAUAUAUCAAUGUAUUCCUGGAAUUCCCUGCAGAUGUUGUGGGUGUGCAGCAGACAUUAGAAACCUUAGCCCUGGUUUGUCCUUCUACUGGUUCUCCUAACCAUAUCCCUUGCCUAAUAGGGACAAAUGCCGCCAUAUUUGGGAUACUGGCUCGUGUGUGUCGCGACCGAGCAGGAGAUAAUUACGCCAGGAAACUAAAGAUUCAUGCCUUGUGCCUCGAUGCUUACAUCAAGAAAGAGAGAGAACUCUUGCAGACAGCUAGAGGGCCAAUAGGAACCAUUCAGACGCUGGGUUGUUUGCCAGUGACCAUACCCCCUGGUACCGUACAGGUGGUUGAGGGAAAAGCCCAAGUCUCAGAUGAUGGGAAAAAUCAGCUGAUUCUCA